Molecule: messenger RNA, 388 nt
Organism: Staurois parvus
Lineage: Eukaryota; Metazoa; Chordata; Amphibia; Anura; Ranidae
Source: the annotation of a GenBank genome assembly
CAGCGAUCAGUGGUGCGCUGUGUCGCUGGGUUACAGCGGAUCACCGUAAAGAGCUGAUGACAUCGGCUCUGUCAUGUGAUCAGCUGUGUCCAAUCACAGCUGAUCGCAUGGGAUAUCUACACUGAUCAUCAGGGCACUGAUGAUCAGUGUCCUGAUGAUCAGUGUAGCCCCAGCAGCGCCACCUGUCAGUGUCCAUCAUUGCCACCUGUCAGUUACCCAUCAAUGCCACAUACCAGUGCCCAUCAGUGCACAUCAAUGCCACAUAUCAGUGCCCAUCAGAGCUGCCUUUCAGUGCCAACUAUCAGUGCCAGUCAGUGCCGCCAAUCAGUGCCACCUAUCAAUACUGCCUAUCUGUGCCAGUCAGUGCUGCCUAUCAGUGCCACAUGAG